AUGGCUUCUUCCGUCCUCCACGUCCUCCCGCUCGUCCUUGUCCUCCUCGCUGCCGCUGCCGACGCGGCCACCUUCACCGUAACCAACAACUGCCCGUACACCGUGUGGGCGGCGGCGGUGCCGGGCGGCGGGCGGCAGCUGGACAACGGGCAGACGUGGAGCAUCGACGUGCCGGCGGGCACCACGGGCGGCCGCGUGUGGGCGCGCACGGGCUGCUCCUUCGACGGCAGCGGCAACGGGCGGUGCCAGACGGGCGACUGCGGCGGCGUGCUGCAGUGCACGCAGUACGGGCAGCCGCCCAACACGCUGGCCGAGUACGGGCUGAACCAGUUCCAAGGGCUCGACUUCUUCGACAUCUCCCUGGUGGACGGCUUCAACGUGCCCCUGGACUUCCUCCCCGCCGGCGACGGCUCCGGGUGCCCCAAGGGCGGGCCGCGGUGCGACGCCGACGUCACGUCGCAGUGCCCCGCCGCGCUGCAGGCCCCCGGCGGCUGCGACAACCCUUGCACCGUGUUCAAGACCGACGAUUACUGCUGCACCGGCUCGGCGGCGAACAGCUGCGGGCCCACCGACUACUCCAGGUUCUUCAAGGGGCUGUGCCCGGACGCCUACAGCUACCCCAAGGACGACGCCACCAGCACCUACACUUGCCCCGGCGGCACCAACUACAACGUCGUCUUCUGCCCAUAA
Molecule: messenger RNA, 690 nt
Organism: Miscanthus lutarioriparius
Lineage: Eukaryota; Viridiplantae; Streptophyta; Magnoliopsida; Poales; Poaceae
Source: the annotation of a GenBank genome assembly